GUUUCUUGUCUGUAUAUAUAUAUAUUUGUCCUUGUCGCGGAGUGUUCCCCUGUCUGUCUGAUCAAAGUAAGAUGCUGUCAUCUAUUGAAUGUGGUUAAAACCGCGAAGAAGUAACAAAAAGGUAUCAGCUUCUAGACAAAGAGCGCAGUAGCCUUAGAAUUUAGUUAACGUUUCAGAUACUCUUCACACGACAAUUCAGCAAGUAUUUAUUGAGCCUGAUCGAGCCUGAUCACAUGCAGUCGGUAACGAAUAUCGUGUGAUAUUGUAAACUGAAAGUGAUACGCUUAACAGCGAGAUGUCAAAGCGCUCAAGGAUAACAGUAUGAAACUACGAGCAAACUUGGAUCGACAGGAAAAUAAUUCAAGAAAGGUCACGAACGUUUUUCUGUGUGAUGAAACUGCGCCGUUAGAACGGAAAUAGAACAGAAAAAAUUCUUUUUUCUGUUUUAUUGCAUUCGUAUUGACGACCAUGUCGAAGUCCGACACACCAAAAUUUGUAACCGCACUGUUUUCCUUCAAAGGAAAGAACAAUGACGAGCUGUGCUUUAAGAAAGGAGAUGUGAUAACAAUAACGCAAAUAGACGAUGAAGGCUGGUGGGAAGGAACAUUGCACGACAAAACGGGGUGGUUUCCAGCUAAUUAUGUCAAAGAAUGCAGAGUUACAGACAAUAGCAUUUCGACUAUGAAAGCAUCUCCUGAGAAAAGUUUACUAGAAUCACCUGCGCAUCAAAAUCGUGAUAUCGUGUUAAAGGAUUUAAUAGAUUCUGAACGAGUAAACGUAGCGGAAUUACAGGGUUUGAUAAAUAAUUUUUUGCAUCCUUUAGAAUCUGCUAACAUAUUAAACAAAGAGGAAUACAAGCAACUUUUGGGUAAUAUACACGAAGUUUUGGAAGUACAUCAGCGAUUGCUGUCAAAUUUGGAAGCAGCUAUAACGCAAGAUCGCGCUUCUAGAGUUGGAAAUCUCUUUCUGACGCUUGCUUCAAAAUUAAAAUCUAUUCAUACAACGUACUGCGGUAAUCAUCCAACAGCUAAUCAAAUUCGUUUUUCUUCUAGAGACGAAUUGAACGAUUUCAUGGAACGUAGCGGGGCAAUAUCGCCGGGUAUAUUAGUGUUAACAACCGGAUUAAGUAAACCUUUUCGAAGGUUGGAUAAAUAUUCUGCUAUGCUUCAAGAAUUGGAAAGAUAUACGGAAAAGAAUCAUCCUGAUAGAGGGGAUACACAACGCAGUAUAGUUGUGUAUAGAGAGAUAGCGGAUCGAUGUGCAUCCAUACGAAAACAACGCGAGUUGGCGCUUCAAAUUUUAAAUAGUGGCAUCAAAGGAUGGGAGGGAGAAGAAUUGAGCUCGCUCGGAGAAAUUCUUUAUGUUGGAUCUGUUACUUUGGCAAGCGGAACCACGGGUCUAGAUCGUCGAGAUAGAUACUUUGUUCUUUUUCCAACGACCCUUUUGGUUCUCAGCGCUAGUCCAAGGAUGAGCUCUUUCGUUUACGAAGUCCAAUGAUUGAAAGAAUACUAGUACUUUGCGCUACUAAAGAAGAUCAACAACGAUGGAUCGAACUUUUAAUACAGGAACAAACGAGUAACAAUCUUGUCAAAUCACCGACAACGUCACGCGUGAGUUAUAAUUUACCUCCAUAUGCUCGUCUUUCAAGAUAUUUUGCAAAAUUGGUCAGGAGAAAAAUUAUACGUCCCGAACUUUUGAAAAAAUUGCUUUAUUUACAAUAUGUUCUACGACCGGACAUGAGUAAUGUGAAAAUGCGAAAGACUAAUGUAACGACAUAUGUCCUUCAUCCGAUGCAAACAACUAGUCAGGAUUCCUGUUCCCACAAUUCAGAAAGCUUCGAGUCGAAUAAGAUCACAACAGGACAAUCUUUCAUUGGUACGACAACGUUGCGCAAAUCUACUCUGACUCUCGAUGUAAGAUAUGUAUUAGCAGACAUAGACCUUAGUACUGUAGGAAUAACAGAGGAUUCAUCUUUAACGGAAUUAGUAUCAACUGAGAGACGAAGUGAAAUUAGCAAAAGCUUGCCACUCGUUAACUUUGGAAGUUCUGUAACUACUGGUUUCAUCAAUAAUAAUAAUAUAAAUAACGUUAGUAUUGCCGAUGAACAAGCUGCUAGUCGAUCACGUUUUAAUAAUCUUGCUCGUUCGUUUCCGAUUGAUUAUAACAUCCAUCAAGACAUUUUUGGCAAUAUGGAGAAACAGAUAAAUGCGACGGUCGCGACGAAGUGUUGGAAGACUAACAAAUUCACUGACGAACAAUUUGCUACCGUAAAUUCUAUACAUCAUCCGUCUGUUCCUGUGUGCAACUCUAAUAUUAUUGAACAUUGCUGCCGAACUGACACACAUCCUCAAGGAUUUGGUUUUCAAACGAAUGUAAUUAGCGUUGGAUCGUCAGAUUCGGGAAUGGCUGAAAGUUAUCGAUUGAAUUCCUCUGAAAUCAAUUCUUCUUGUAAAUCGUGUACUUGCGUCGAUAAUAACAUCAAACGCCCUGUAAGACUCUGUUCUGGCGAAAGUGAGAAUGAUGAGAAUAAUUUUGAAUAUCAAUGUGUUUGUACAUCGCCUUUUGAUUCGAUUCCCAGGGAUAGUGCCCACUUAUCUGAUUUAUCGAAACACAUUGAUAACACUUUGGAUCCUCCAAUCUGCGAAACCUCUAGUACGAUAGUUUACAAUUCUGAUCAUGCUUUUGCUACGAAUAAAAUACAAAAACGAGAAAACGAGCUUUCUCGUAAUGUAAUGCCAAAAAGGUUUACGCAGCCUAUACCGUACACACAUCAAACCAUCGUACGAAAAGUUGGAAGGAAACCGAUUCAACCAAAUCGUCCUGUAAUUGAAAACGAUUAUAACGAAACGAAACAGAUAUAUACGUCGGGACUGUAUGCCCAUUGGUGGUUGAAGAAGUCCAUACCAUUUUCUGGAUGCUCGGACCAAGGCAAGCUUCCAUGGCAUGGCUGUUCUUUUCUUUCUACUUGUUUAGUUAGCAUUUGCAAUCAACAAAGCGGGAAACAGCAGCAGCAAUUACAAGUGCAGCAGCAACAGCAACAGCAACAGCAACCACAACCACAGUCACAACACAGAUCAAUUACGGACCAUUGUGUCUCUCUAGGAAUUAAAACACCUUGGAGUAUUGCUUCAUUACGACCAGCGUCUCCUUUCUAUAGCUUCAAAGUAUUUGAUGAAAGACAAUUUGAAGAGGAUGCAAUCAUAUUGAAGGUAAUCGAAGCGUAUUGCCUUUCUGUUAAUGCUAGAUUCACCGUACAUGCUGGAGAAUCAACUUGACAUUAUCAGAAACAGUUAGAACACUGAAAAAUCAAAUGACAGAUUUACAGUCGCAAAUGUCAUUAUUAACGAAACAGUUGGACGAAGAGAGAAGAUCGAGACUUUCUUUAGCCGCAACAGUGAAACGCAGCAUGGGUGUUGUGGAUGGGUCGGUACCUUAAAUGUUCUUGAUAAAUUCUUGAUUUAUAAUUCAAUGAUUUGCGUUUUGUCAUAUUUGUAUCUUUUAACACGAUUCAAAUUUAAGUUUGACAAUAGGAAUGUUCUUUCUGUAAAAUCUUCACGCAGUGCCAUUGUAAUAAAAACACAGAUAUAUAUAUACAUAUAU
Heterotrigona itama is the source of this 3600-nucleotide messenger RNA. NCBI's taxonomy places the organism in Eukaryota, Metazoa, Arthropoda, Insecta, Hymenoptera, Apidae. The record is from the annotation of a GenBank genome assembly.